Clonostachys rhizophaga is the source of this 1512-nucleotide messenger RNA. The record is from the annotation of a GenBank genome assembly. NCBI's taxonomy places the organism in Eukaryota, Fungi, Ascomycota, Sordariomycetes, Hypocreales, Bionectriaceae.
AUGGCUGCCCCAGCGCAGAAAAUAGCCAUUGUUGGCGCCGGACCAGUCGGGUCUCUGGCUGCUCUUUAUGCCGCAGAGAGAGGCUACCAGGUUGAGUUGUACGAGUUACGACCAGAUCUGCGCAAUCCCGGCACCAUCCCACUCAACUUCACAAGGUCCAUCAACCUUGCUGUCUCAGAACGCGGCAUCAAUGCUUUGCGUAAUGUUGGCCAUGCCACCAUACUCGAGCAUGUGAUGAGCCACACCGUCGCAAUGAGGGGGCGCAUGAUUCAUGGGAGGCUCCCCAAUGGUGAGCUGUAUGAGCAGUCUCAGGAUUACGACAUCCAAGGAAGAUCUAUCUAUGCCAUAGACAGGUCAGACCUCAACAAGCGUCUCCUGGAUACUCUGGACAGUCUACCAAACGUCAAGUUACUAUUCAACCACAAACUGACUGGUGCUGAUUUCCGUAGCCGGAAGGCUUGGUUUGAAGUCCGCGAUCAAAAGAACCCCGCCAAUGGACGCCCCAGGGAAAUUGAAAUCGACUUUGACCUCAUGAUCGGGGCCGAUGGCGCCCACUCUGCGGUCCGCUACCACUUGAUGAAGUUUACGCGCAUGGACUACCAGCAAGAGUAUAUUGAUACUCUGUGGUGCGAAUUCAACCUAGGGCCGCGCCAGGUUGCCACAGCCUCCCAGAACCCAUCAGACAAGUUCCUGAUAUCUCCAAAUCAUCUGCACAUCUGGCCCGGCAAGGAAUUCAUGUUCAUUGCUAUCCCCAGCGAAGAUGGCUCAUUCACAUGCACGCUCUUCAUGCCUAGCAAGGAGUUUGCCUACCUAGAAAGCGACCCAUCCUCGCUACCAGCUUUCUUCGACCAGCACUUCCCGGGAGUCACAUCCCUGAUACCAGGCAAAGAACUCGUGGAAUCAUUCACAACCAACCCGCACCUGCCACUGAUCAGCGUCAAAUGCCGGCCCUACCACUACGGCGCAUCCGGUGUAGUCAUUGGCGACGCUGCACACGCCAUGGUACCCUUUUAUGGCCAGGGCAUGAACGCAGGCAUGGAGGACGUCCGGAUCUUAUUCUCGAUUCUGGACAAGCACGCCAGUCUCAACGAGAGGAACAGCCCCGUUGGAGACGACGAAAACCCAGCUGUUGGCGCCAGGAUGCAGGCACUGGCCGAGUACUCCUCCGUGCGAGCUGCCGACGCCUACGCCAUCAACGACCUCGCCCUGCAGAACUACGUUGAGAUGCGGGCGUCGGUUCUGUCCUAUCGCUACCGCCUCCGAAAAUUCCUCGAGGAGUCUGUGAGCGUUUAUUUCCCGAGCAUGGGCUGGCAGACCAAGUAUGCCAGGGUCAGCUUCAGCAACGAGGGCUACAGCGAGAUUGUGCGCAGGAGCGAUCACCAGGGCCGGAUCCUCGUGCGAUGCUUCCUGUCACUAGUUGCCAGCCCCUUCAUUGGCACACUUGCGUACUGGGGUUAUAGACACCGGAAAUGCUUCAGGGGCAUCUUUAAGGCGUUGUUCCAACGCCGUUAA